UAGGCAGAUUUAAGACAUUUGUAAAAGAAAAUGUGCGACGACGAUAUUGCAGCUUUGGUGAUCGACAAUGGUUCCGGUAUGUGCAAAGCAGGUUUUGCAGGCGACGAUGCCCCAAGAGCUGUGUUUCCAUCGAUUGUCGGCAGACCCCGGCAUCAGGGUGUGAUGGUGGGUAUGGGUCAGAAGGACAGCUACGUGGGUGAUGAGGCUCAGAGCAAACGUGGUAUCCUCACUCUUAAGUACCCCAUCGAGCAUGGCAUCGUCACCAACUGGGACGACAUGGAGAAGAUCUGGCACCACACUUUCUACAAUGAGCUGCGUGUAGCCCCAGAGGAACACCCUGUUCUUCUCACAGAGGCUCCCCUCAACCCCAAGGCUAACCGUGAGAAGAUGACCCAGAUCAUGUUUGAGACCUUCAACUCUCCAGCCAUGUAUGUGGCCAUCCAAGCCGUGCUGUCCCUGUAUGCCUCUGGUCGCACCACAGGUAUCGUGCUGGACUCUGGUGACGGUGUGACCCACACUGUGCCCAUCUACGAAGGUUAUGCCCUGCCCCAUGCCAUCAUGAGGUUGGAUCUGGCUGGCCGCGAUCUGACUGACUACCUGAUGAAGAUCCUGACAGAACGAGGCUACAGCUUCACCACCACAGCCGAGCGCGAGAUCGUGCGUGACAUCAAGGAGAAACUGUGCUACGUGGCCCUGGACUUUGAGCAAGAGAUGCAGACUGCAGCCUCAUCCUCCUCUCUGGAGAAGAGCUACGAGCUGCCUGAUGGUCAGGUCAUCACCAUUGGCAAUGAGCGAUUCCGUUGCCCUGAGGCCAUGUUCCAACCCUCUUUCCUGGGAAUGGAGUCGGCUGGUGUUCACGAGACCACCUACAACUCCAUCAUGAAGUGUGAUGUAGACAUCCGUAAAGACUUGUAUGCCAACACCGUACUGUCUGGUGGCUCCACAAUGUAUCCUGGCAUUGCAGAUAGAAUGCAGAAAGAAAUUGCUGCUCUGGCUCCUGCGACAAUGAAGAUCAAGAUCAUUGCUCCCCCAGAACGCAAAUACUCUGUCUGGAUUGGUGGUUCCAUCCUGGCAUCGCUGUCCACUUUCCAGCAGAUGUGGAUCUCCAAGCAAGAGUAUGAUGAAUCAGGGCCAGCAAUUGUUCAUAGGAAAUGCUUUUGAAAUACCUCAGUAAUAAUAAACUUGGCAAUAUUAA
Pomacea canaliculata is the source of this 1195-nucleotide messenger RNA. Its product is annotated as actin, cytoplasmic. Lineage: Eukaryota; Metazoa; Mollusca; Gastropoda; Architaenioglossa; Ampullariidae. The record is from RefSeq and is a predicted model, not a curated record. The transcript has 2 exons. Bases 31 to 1161 code for a protein of 376 amino acids.